Messenger RNA from Durio zibethinus, 1878 nucleotides. Its product is annotated as alpha carbonic anhydrase 1, chloroplastic-like. Gene Ontology annotation, molecular function: carbonate dehydratase activity; zinc ion binding. The record is from RefSeq and is a predicted model, not a curated record. Gene Ontology annotation, biological process: one-carbon metabolic process. NCBI's taxonomy places the organism in Eukaryota, Viridiplantae, Streptophyta, Magnoliopsida, Malvales, Malvaceae.
UCAACCAAGUAAUAAUUUAAGGUUUAACUUCAGUAACCCUUUUUUUUUUUUAUAUAGAACAUGACAUUCGGAUAUAUUCCCACUUGUAUAAAUAGACAAAGACAAACAAAUGCAAGGUGCCCCAAAGCUCUCGAGAAACAUCUGCUAUAUUUAGAAGAGAAAUUGUCUAAAAAUAACAGCAAUAUUGUGGUGGCAACCGGAACCAUAGCAACAAGUUGAGCAAUAAAACAUAGGGUAAUAUAGGGUGAAGGCUGUGUAGUUUAAGAUUGUCAUCAUGUUAUUAAUGGCCCCUCAGAUCUUCUUCGUCUUCGCACUUACUUUGCUUCUUGGCGUUGCUUCUGCUACUGAUGUGCUUGGUGCGGUUGAGUUCGCUUAUUCUGGCAAAAAUGGCCCUGACAAGUGGGGAAGUUUGGAUCCAGCAUUCGCAGCAUGCUCAUCAGGGAACAAGCAAUCUCCUAUAAACAUUCAGAAGAAUCAGACUGUUCACAACAAAUUAUUGAAACCUUUAAUCAGGAAUUAUAAACCUGCAAAUUCUACCCUCGUUAACAAUGGCUUCAAUAUUGGGGUGCGCUUUGAUGAAUAUGCUGGAGAGGUAACGAUUGAUGGCAAAACCUACUCACUCAGGCAAAUGCACUGGCAUUUGCCAUCUGAGCACCAUAUUAAUGGAGAACAAUUUGCUGCUGAACUUCAUUUGGUCCACCGGGCAGCAGAUAACAGCGUUGCAGUUGUAGCAUUACUCUACCAAGAAGAGGAUGCCGAUCCAGUUAUCUCCAAGAUUAUGAAUGGGUUGAAUAAUUUGGCUAAGGAGAAAUGUAAAGCAGAUGAAGUAGCUGAAAUUCCCCUUGGUACCUUGGAUAUCAAGCCAUUGAAGAGAAGUAGCCGCAAAUACUACAGAUAUGCUGGUUCUCUUACCACUCCUCCUUGCUCGGAGAAUGUCACAUGGAGCAUCCUCGGAAAGGUGAGAUCGAUUUCGAAAGAGCAGAUAGCCGCUCUGGAAGCUUCCGUGAACUCAAAUUGCAAGAAAAACGCAAGGCCUUGUCAGCGAUUGAAUGGUCGGAAGGUUGAGCUGUAUGAUGAGCUUAUUGGCUAAAAACUUUAAUCAUUGGUUCUAAAAAGGGUGGGGGGAAAGUAUUUUUGUACUCUAUGAACUUUUUUCCAUGCACUUAGAACAACAUCAAUAUAUUUUACUAAACUGUUGAGCCUGCAUCAGAAUUUUCUCUUUUAUAUUGGCUGAUAGACAAAGAAUACCAUCCAAACUAAAUUUUUCUGAAAUUCUGAGCUUGAAAACAGGCACCAGCUUUUGUCCUAUUAGUGAUAUGAUUUACGUAAGACAAUAGAGCUGCUCCAGUCUCAAUCAUCAACUACUCAAACUUGUAGAAACACAUGGGGUAAGGGAAAGAAAAGUAAGAGAACUAUAUGUUACAUGAUUCAUAGCUUAGAAUUGAUGGAGCAAUAAAUAAACUAGCCUAAAAAUAUCACCCGAAAAAAUAAGAUUUAAUUUGUUUAACCUUGACUGAGUUUUACAAAAUGAAAUUCUUACAGGGUAUCAAAGACUUUAAUAUGUUGGGGGCUUGAAGCAGCUAAAAUAGACUAAAAUUUAAUAAUUAAAAAUGAAAUGUGAUGAUAGGUGAGGUAGUUAUUUUCAAAAGUUAAAAAACAAGUGAAGAAAAUGAGACAAUAAGACACUGAAACAGUCAAGAUUUUAAACCAUUUUACCUAAUACCAUCCACCUUAGCAGUCAAGUUGUCGACAAUUUCCAAACAGAGACAGCUUAACCGAGACCCAACAACACUCGUGAUUGUGAACACUUCAAAAUUAGGGUUAAGGAUGAAUAUUUAAACAGUUAAGGCAAUGAAGGGAAUUUUUUACCCUUCCCUA